Molecule: messenger RNA, 1518 nt
Organism: Theileria annulata
Lineage: Eukaryota; Apicomplexa; Aconoidasida; Piroplasmida; Theileriidae
Exons: 3
Coding region: 1-1518 (505 amino acids)
Source: RefSeq, a predicted model, not a curated record
AUGCAGUUCAAUCCAACCUCUAAUGUAACCCUUUUCCUGUCAGUUCGUAAAGGUUUAGAGAAUUGUAUUUUAAAUGAAAUAAAGCACAAUAAAUUCUUGAAUAAUUUCUAUAAAAUUCAUAAAAAUAAAUUUCAAAACUCUCAGGAUUCCUAUACACAUCCUAUCACAAAACCAAAUAACGACAAUUGUAGUAUAACUGAAAAGAUCGACAGCUAUAACAGAGCAACUGGAUUAGAUAAUACAACAAGCUCAGUUCAACUUAGUGAAGAAUUUGAAGAUACAAAUAAUAAGUGGCUGAGAAUUUACAAUAACAAUAAGCCGACAGACAUUACUGAGGAAAAAACAACUAAAUUAAACAACACAGUUAGUGUUAAAAGUAAUAACCCGAGGGAUCAUCUUGAUAUAAACCUACAAAAAGGAGGCCUAGAAAUUAAGUGUAACUUUGACUGGCUUAUCAAGAGUUCACUACUGUUAAAAUCUGCAGAAAGUAUAUGGCUAAGAAUAGGAAACCCAUUUAGAUGCCAUACAGAAGAUCAACUCACUAGCUUCAUAUCAAAAUUUCCCUGGUUUCAUUACUUUCCAUCCUCAGAUUCAGUUGACAAAGUCCCAUUGCGCAUAAUAUCUCGUAACUCAAAGCUUUGGUCGAGCCAUAUAGUACGAGAUUGCGUCACUAAAGGAAUUAAACUAAGUUUAAACUCGGAAUUAAAAUUAGGAAAUAAUCAAAAAACAGAAAACUCUGAUAAUUUAAAUAAAACAGGUUAUAGCGAGGACAGUUGUAUAUCAGUAACAAUAAACAGGAAUACUUGCUACACAGCAAUUCAAUUUUCAGGAAGACUAUCACCAAGAUUUUACAACUAUUUAGAUAAUUUUAAUAAUAAUAACAAUACAGAAGAUACAGUUACAAAUAGGAUUGAGGAUAUUGUUCGUGAUACAAGUAAAGACUAUUAUAACCACAUACCGCUGUGGUCACUUUCCGGAGUUAGGAAAACAAUAUCAAAAUCAUUUAACACAUAUUAUUCAACAAACUUAACAGAAAAUAGCUUGGACUCAUACGACUCAAAAAGAACAAAUUACAUCAAGUUCCAAAACUUGCUAACAAACGAUUUUGUGGAUACAUCAGACUCUCUAGUGGCUGCGUUUCUACAUAACAAGCAUUUGCUUAAAAUUAUAGAUUCAGAUCCUACAACUCAAACGAUUUGGGACCCGUUCUGCGGAACCGGAUUGGUAAUUUGCGAGCUUAUAUCACUCAUAUUAUCACUACCAAAUUACACACUUGAAAAUACAAAUACAAUAACUUCAUUGGCAAAAACGUUUUUCACCCAAAACGAAACACAAAUAAAGUCAUUAUUUGACAAGUAUAUUAAUAAUUUGGGUCAGAAAACAAAGACUUUCAAUAUCGUGGGAUCUGACACAAGUUUAGUGAAAUUAACAGAAGCCAAUUCUAAAAUUUCUAAAUUCAUUUCAUACUAUAAAGAUAUACUUGAUUCAAGUUUGUUUCAAAAGUCUGACUCAUCGUAG